This is a messenger RNA of Fusarium redolens, 1629 nucleotides long. RefSeq lists its product as uncharacterized. The record is from RefSeq and is a predicted model, not a curated record. The transcript is spliced from 4 exons. NCBI's taxonomy places the organism in Eukaryota, Fungi, Ascomycota, Sordariomycetes, Hypocreales, Nectriaceae. The coding region runs from base 458 to 1603 and encodes 381 amino acids.
AGAAUGUAGUUCCAUUAAAGAUCAGCCACAUCUUAAACUCAAACCAACAGAAUCGUCGAUCUCGUCGUGGCAGUCACAAACAUUGCGUGAGUAAUAUUCCGUCUUCUCGGUUAAACCAAUCACCACAUCUUACGAAUUGCUUCCUCUGUUGGUUCACCCAUGCCGUGGCUUGCAUGAUCCAAUCUACUAACCAGGGGCCCCCAUGUGAAGCCGUCACCAAUGAAUACGUAAGAAAUAUCUUCAGCGGAAAAUCCUUCGAGGAUACGAUGCCGGAAAUUGGCGAGGUAACUGCUGUGCCGUUGGUUCGAGCCCAUGAAUGCCAAUACCAAGAGUCUGAGAGGUUCAAGGAUGAGUAAAAGUUUAAUAAUUCUGCAUUUCCAAAUAAACCUGCUCUCUGCCAUGUGAUGUAAUGAACUCUUCCCUCACAUCUCUCUCCAAGUUUCGCAGAUCUUGAAACAUGGAUGCGAGCGAAGAUGGUCUAUAUCGGUUUGCUCCCGUUACAUUCAACGAUCAUGCGGGAAAGUUAUGGAUCGUGACGAUCUUGUCGCUGAUCUACACCUCGCUUAUUGCGUUGGCAAGGGCUUAUAUCAAGUAUAAAAUGUUUGGGUUCGAUGACAUUUUGUUUGCUGCUGCGACGGUUUUACAUCUAGCUCAAGCGAUUGCAGUUUUCAUUGGAUUGAGUCAUGGCCUGGGGAAGUUCAACUCGAUUACAACGUCGGAGCAAUGGGCGAUAUCUUCAAAGUGCAUGAUCGCCUCUGUCAUCCUCUGUCUCUUAGCGCUCAGUCUCGCGAAAUGUUCUGUUCUCGCCCUCAUCCAUCGCAUCAUCAGCUCCAAGCCUGGAAAGAAUAAAAUGGUUUGCGUGGCACUCAUGAUGUUCACUGCACUAUGGGGCGUCGGCUCAAGUUUGGCAUGGCUUGUAAAUUGCCGCGCCGGGACUCUAUUGACUGUGAACAACGUCAAGCAAUGCCCAGAUCAGAAUGUGCGCUGGGGCGUCAUCACUGCGAUCGACAUAUUGACCGAAAUACUGACCUGGCUUCUCGUUCUUCACCUCUCGUGGUCCGUCAACAUCUCCUUCGCCCGAAAAUGUCAAGUCGUCACGGCAUUCUCAUUCCGAAUACCACUCAUCGCCAUUUCCUCCGUUCAUCUCGCAUACUCUCAAAGAUACCCAUCAUCUCUCGAACCUCAAUUCGCCGUUACAAACACCCUCAUCUGCCAACAAGUCAUGAUCGCAUGGUCUCUUAUCUCCGCGACCAUGCCCAACCUGAAGAACUUCCUCAAGUCCUUCUCCAUCGGUAUGGGCUUCCCAGUCGCAUUUGACUUUACUAUGUCGGGUUCAAGCAAGGCAUAUGCACUUCAAUCACUACGGAACAAUCGCUCUACGAAUGCUGCGUCGGCGACAGCGACAGCUCAUAGCGCGAAUUGGAGACCAGAUCAGGUGUCAAACCAAACUACCGCGGCACAUAGAUCAAGCAGGAGUAAUAGUCGGGAUGUGUCCGAAGAGGGAUCAAGUUCAAGAGCUGGGAGUCAGGAGUUGAUCAUUAAUAAGGAGGUUGCGUGGAAUGUCACGUAUGAGGAUCAACAAGAUGUAUUUACAAAACGAUAAGCCAAACCAACUCAUUAUCAACAUGC